UUCUGAAAAGUGUUGUGUUUUUUACGGAUUCUUACCAAUGAGACAUCUCUUCAAUACAGUCAAUUGAUAGAGUUCGAGCGACGGCGAACAGGUUGUUGUUCCAGACAGACUUUUGAGCCAUCUUCUUUUACAUGGGAGUACCCAGUGUAAAUUGCAAUCUGGCAUGCUAAAGGAGUGAGGUCCAGCAGGGAUACUACCUUCACCUUCCCUCAUAUUCCCACUCCUCAACAAAGCUGAGCACGGAAAACAGGCAUGAUGGGAGUCCCUGUGUUCUUUGUGGUGGUGCUAGCAUUUAUCUGUCACAGCCACAGCCUGGAAAUACAAAACCCUUUCUACAGGUUCAAAAGGUCUCAGGAAAAUGUCUUGUCAGAUCCCAGUGACUGUGUGUCCAGGACCAAGCAGCAGGUCUUAAACUCUCACAACUUCUCUGUGGAAAUUCGGAUGCCUGGUGUUGUCCCAACUGGGUCAGACACUUACCUGUGCACAGCAUUUCCUGUGCCAACUAGUCGAGAUGCAUAUAUUGUGGACUUCAUACCUCAUGCCAGCAUGGAUACAGUUCAUCACAUGCUUCUGUUUGGCUGCCAGACUCCUGUGUCCACCAGCAGCUACUGGGACUGUGGCAGUGUACAAGGCACUUGUGCAGAUGAGGCAUCCAUUAUGUAUGCCUGGGCUCGGAAUGCACCACCUACUAAAUUACCCAAAGAUGUUGGUUUUAAAGUUGGAAGAAAUUCAGGAAUGUCCCACUUUGUGCUGCAGAUCCAUUAUGGAGAUAUCAGUGCUUUCAGAGACCAUCAUAGAGAUUGCUCAGGAUUAACCUUAAGAAUGACAUCCAAACCGCAGCCAUUCAUUGCUGGUAUAUACCUGCUAAUGUCUGUGGACACAGUUAUCCUUCCAGGAAAAAAAGUUACAAAUGCAGACAUCGCCUGUGAUUACACUUCAUAUCCCAUCUACCCGUUUGCCUUCAGGACUCACACACACCACCUUGGUAAAGUGGUCAGUGGCUACAGGAUCCGAGACGGGAAGUGGAGCCUGAUUGGGAGACAAUCCCCUCAGCUACCACAGGCAUUCUAUCCUGCUAAUAAGGAGGUGAAUGUGAAGUAUGGUGACACCAUUGCAGCCAGAUGUUUGUUUACUGGGGAGGGCAGAACCUCCAAAACGUAUAUCGGUGGUACCUCUGAUGAUGAAAUGUGCAACUUCUAUAUAAUGUACUACAUGGACAGCAAACAUGCCAUCCCCUACAUGAACUGCAUGGAGUCUGGCUCCAAAGAGCUGUUUCAGCAUAUUCCAGCUGAGGCCAAUGUUCCCAUAGCUGUCAGUCCAGGUCAUAUGAACUCUAUGAUGCAUAUGGUGCACUCAACAGAUCAUCAAGAAAACAUGUUGCUACUGGAUACAAACAGAGCUGAGCAGGUUCUGGAUCAGGGUGACCCCUAUUCACUUAUGUCUAAGCUGCUAGACCAGAGCAAGGACGUAGUUCACAUUCAUAAGUACAAACCCAGCGAGAUGCAAAAAGCCCAGGCUUGGCAGUUGGUGGCUCAGAUUGAUAGCUUAAUGCAACAUAAACACCAGGGCUCUCCCAGUGCCAGACUAGCCUUCCAAACCAGGGAAGAUCCUGUUUUAGUGAGGGACAGAGUCCAUAAAUUCCAUCAGCUUGAUGCCACGGCCAAGCCGCCAAGAAGCAAGCUGCUAGCUAAAGGACAAGACUACCAUUUGGAGCAAGUCUCAGCGUGGCCUCAGAGUUCUCUCCAGCUGGGUCAGGUGUCAGGACUUACCCUUGACUCAGACUCUAACUUGGUCAUUUUCCACAGAGGUGACCACCACUGGGGGGCAGACUCUUUUAACAGCCAGGCUAGAUAUCAGCAGAGGUCCAUAGGUCCAAUUCAGCAGUCCACGAUUUUGGUUGUGGACCCUGCCAAAGGCAACAUCCUGAAGGCUUCUGGCAGAGACAUGUUUUAUUUGCCUCAUGGAAUAACUACUGACAAGAACAAUAAUUACUGGGUCACUGAUGUGGCUCUUCAUCAGGUGUUAAAAGUGAGCAGUGACGGCAGAGACAGAAUGUUGCUGGCACUGGGAGAGGCCUUCAUACCAGGAAGUGACAACAACCACUUCUGCCAGCCCACUGAUGUGGCUGUAGAUACUGAGACUGGAAACAUAUUUGUGUCUGAUGGCUACUGCAAUGCCAGAAUACUGAAAUUCUCUGCUGAUGGCAAAUACCUGUCUGAGUGGGGUGCAGGCUCGUCAGACAGAAGGCGCAUACCGUUCCGGAUCCCCCACAGCCUGGUGUUUCUUCCUGACAGACAGGAAGUUUGUGUGGCUGACAGGGAGAACGGACGUAUCCAGUGCUUCAUAGCCAAAACUGGAGAAUUUGUCAAGGAAAUAAAGAAAGAGGAGUUUGGAGGGGAGGUGUUUGCCCUAACGUACAGCCCUGCUGGAGAUGGCUUGAUCUUUGCAGUAAAUGGGGAAUCUCCAUAUCGCUCAGCUCCACUAAGAGGUUUUGUAAUAGAUUAUUCAACCAUGGACAUAUUGGAUACCUUCAACCCAGAGAAAAAGGAGUUUAAAAUGCCUCAUGACAUAGUUGAAACCAGUGAUGGCAGCGUCUUUGUUGGGGAUGCAGGCAGUAAAUCAGUCUUCAAGUUCACCACUGAGAAAUUACAUCGCUCUGUCAAGAAAGCUGGAAUCGAGGUUCAAGAGCUUGAAGAAAUGGAGACAUUUGUCCAAACUAAGGUGAGGCCGGAGCACAACAUGUCGAAGACAGCAGCUAUCCAAGAGAAGCAAACUGUGGCUCAACAGCCUCAACCACAAGAAGAGAACGAAGAGGAGAAGAAGAGUGCAGCAAAGCCAAACAAAGAGUGGGGUGUACUCCCAGCCAUUAUCACUACACUGCUGCUCAUCCCUCUGCUGGUGGUCAUCUCCAUUGGAGUCUUUAUCUGCUGGAGGAAAAACAACCGAUGUGAGGUGAAAACUGAACCCAGUUCUGUGGGAGGGAUCCUGGGAAAAAUAAGAGGUAAAGCUGUGGGCAGUCUGAACCUUGGGAACUUCUUUGCAUCCCGUAAGGGUUACAGUCGUCAGGGCUUUGACCAGCUGAGUACUGAAGGCAGCGACCAGGAGAGGAACGAUGAGGACAGCAGCGACUCCGAGAAUGAGGAGUACUCUGCUCUGCCGCCUCUUCAGUCCUCCUCUUAGACACUCUGGGACCAGCCACCAACCUUUGUUUUUUCUGGCAAUUCAAGAUGUAUGUUAUUCGUCAUGUGUGUAACUGUUGUGUUAGCUGCCAAUCGUAUUGUUUAUAUAUUUAAAUAUAUGCUGUAUAUAAAAUAAUUUAGCAUAAUUUAGACGAUUUAUUUCAUCUUUAUUUAAUUUACCUGUGAUCUUGAUGCAGCAUUGGUGACACAAUUCACACAUAUCACGAUGAAAGAUUGUUUUUCCGAAAUCAAACUUGUAUUUAGUGAAAUUAUUAGCACAAUCCCCUGGACACACGUUACAAUAUCUGGUGUCAGAUUCAACCCAAAACAAGAGAUAACUCAACUUUUAAUUUUUUUCUUAUUUUAGAGAUUUUCUUAAAAUGAGAAUCAGGAACAAUCAGGAGAAAUUGUGAAAUAAGUUAUUUGAUAUUGAAAACAGAUAAAACAAAUCUAAGCCCAUUUGUGGAUUUUUAUUUAUUUUAACUAAAAAUAAACUAAACUUUACUGAAUUUACUACUUUAGAUGGGGAAUUUCUGUGACUGAAAUGUGGUCAAGUAUUUUACAGUUAGUCAGUUGAUGUUAUAUAUUUGUACUUAAAGUGACCAGUUUGAAAACGUUAAUGGCUCUGUUUUCAUGGCAGUGCUAUGACCAGCACAAGCAGAACUACGACAUUUUUUUUCUUUUUCUGAUCGAGACAUUAGCUUUGUCCAGCUGUUUGCCCAGGUGGGAAGAGAGGUACAAACAGGUGGAAGUGCAGAAAGAGUCCUUGGAAUUUUGGGAGAAGUUUGGUGAAGGUGGGAAUAGAUGUCUCUGAACCAUGUCUGUUUCUGAGGCAAGUCACUCCGCUGCCAAUUUGUUGAUUCUGUCAACAAGAGCAAACUAAAUACUUGGAGAGAAUGUUGUUAAACAUUCAAGUAGGUGCAUUUUAAUUGCCCUUUUUGGUUGCUUUAAUGUGGUUAAACCCGAAAGGAACUUGAUGGAACAUCAGUAAAUUGAUGAUCUAUGAAAUAAUAUGAGUGAUUCUUACAGUUUCUGUAUGCCCAGCUUCAUAUGAACAGUUUCUCCUUUAGUUCAUCUCUGCAGACAUUUGAGGGCAUCAGGACACGUAUAUCGAUAAAUCUACAGCCUCUGAUUUAAGAAGUGCCACAGUAGCAGUUGUUCAUGAGGGAGACAGUAGAUUACCGGGAGUCAUGAACCCAAAAGCUUUUAGCAAAAGUACCAUUUCAUACAAUAUGAUGUAAUUAUUUACAUUCUGAGAUACAGUAGAAUUAAGCCUGAAAUAGUGUUGGAUUAAUCAUGUAAACGGCUUCAGCAAACUUUUUUUAUUCUUUUUUUCAAUUGUCAUUGUCAAACCCCACACCAUCUGCCUCUGGCUGCAGAUUUGUGGUACUGUGUCUUAUGGUGCCACUCUGCACCAUCAGACAACAAUCUGAUUUCCUGGAUAAGCCGAACUUCUUUUGCUGAGCUGUUGCUGUUAUGCCUCACUGUGAUUGGCUUAGCUGUUUCAGUGCGAUGAGAGCAGUGAUGUGAUUAGUGAUUGCCACACCUCCUCUUCUAUAUUCCACUUCACCCAGCCUUUUUACACUUUGCGCUGCUGAACCAAAGUAGCAGGUGAGGGUAGGCGCACAGUCCGUGGGCUCGAGAUGUACCACUUUUGCUGGUCACUGCGCUUGCUAAAUUAAAAUAGGGGCCCUAAAAAAGGAACACAAAACAUAAAUACAGUGCUUUUCAUGACAUUUAAAUAUCUAAGGAAAAAUUCAAUUAAGCCGGAUUAAUUAUGGAAUUUUGCAAUUAUUGUGAUUUUAAAAAUGAAUAGUUUAACAGCACUGAUAUGGUAUACAGUAUAACUGUUAAGUUUACUGGAAAAGUGCAUACAUUAAUCUCUUCCAUGUAGCUAAACACAGCAUUAUUUCAACAAUUGUUUGGUUAAUAUUUUAGUCAGUAACAUUUCACUUGUAAUGUUGUGCCUUUUCUGUAUUUUGCCUUUCUUCAGCACCUGCCAUUACAAAAUGCACCAGCUGCUGCUAGUAGAACUUGUACUAUAUUGAUUUCUCUUCAUUCAAGUGAAUGGAAAAUUGAUACUAUUACGUGUGUGUGUGUGUGUGUGUGUGUGUGUGUGUGUGUGUGUGUGUGUGUGUGUGUGUGUGUGUGUGUAAGAUGCCAAUCAAACAGCCAAGUCUCGAGCACUGUAACUAUUACAUCAAACUAAUAACUUCAGACGGAAUAAAGAAAUAGCAUUAAUUGAGAAA
Messenger RNA from Sander lucioperca (pikeperch), 5428 nucleotides. RefSeq names its product peptidylglycine alpha-amidating monooxygenase (gene pam). Gene Ontology annotation, molecular function: protein binding; peptidylglycine monooxygenase activity; copper ion binding. NCBI's taxonomy places the organism in Eukaryota, Metazoa, Chordata, Actinopteri, Perciformes, Percidae. Gene Ontology annotation, biological process: peptide metabolic process. Gene Ontology annotation, cellular component: extracellular region; membrane. The record is from RefSeq and is a predicted model, not a curated record. The coding region runs from base 253 to 3180 and encodes 975 amino acids. The transcript has 27 exons.